AUGGCAUUGGCUCAACCUUGGAGGAGUGCCGCGAGGACUUUGUCCUGGACUCGAGUCGUCCCUCCCCGGGCGCGACAAGGGGCAUUGCUGCGCCGCGGAUGGCAGACCAGAUGCGUCCAGAUUCGCGCGGCGCCUGCGGAGGAGCCAGCUACCGUCAAUGGCGACCAUCUUCCCAUCUCCAGCACUCCUAGCUCUGCUGAGUCUGCUGGGUUAACAACUUUGGCAUCAACACAGGUGGUUUCUACAUUGAGCGUUCUAGAACCCUUCCGGAGGGCUGUCGUCGGCGUGCCAUUCCUUUACCAGAAGGUUAGGCUGGUCUCCCCAGGAUUUGAGCAAAUGAGCCUUGCCCACUGGGGUAGCUCCGAGGUCACAGGGCGGGGUUUGUUAGCGUUGGUCGGUAACGGUCAACUAUACUCCGUGGAGCUCAAGGCUGGAGAGCAAUACAUCGUUCACCCGAGCAACGUCGUGGCCUACAUCAUGUCGUCCAACCCCCCACGCCCCUAUCGCUUCAAGUCUACGACCCUGAGGUUCCAGGUCCCGGGUCUCAAGAGCCUCCCGGCCUUUAUCCAGAAUUCCAAGUUCAUUCAGAACAUGUCGGAAUCGAGUACUUGGAAGUCGACAAUGAGAAUUAUGCACACGAUCCGUACGUGGUCUCGGAAGACCAUCUGGGGAGAUCGGCUGUUUCUGCAAUUUGAUGGACCCUCGACCAUUCUUUUACAGACCCGCGGUCCUCGUAUCAAUGAGGUUCUGACCUCACAUGAAGUUAACGAAAUCGCCAGUGCCCCUAGAGGCUUGACCAUUGGCCCGGCAAAGCCUACUGAGGGAAAGCACCAGCCAGCAGACGAAUAUGUGAAGGCUGCUGAAGAAGCUGUUAAUGCUGGACCAGGACCGCACAGAACUGUGGACGAAUUGACCAAUGAGCUCAAGGGCACGGAGCAGAGCAUUGCAACCCUAACGAAGGAGGGCAAGGUCAUUAUUGAGAAGAUCAUAGCGCCCGGCAUCCAGACAAUAGCUUGUGUCCGACCACACCCCACGUGA
Molecule: messenger RNA, 1038 nt
Organism: Aspergillus niger
Lineage: Eukaryota; Fungi; Ascomycota; Eurotiomycetes; Eurotiales; Aspergillaceae
Exons: 7
Coding region: 1-1038 (345 amino acids)
Biological process (GO): inner mitochondrial membrane organization
Cellular component (GO): mitochondrial inner membrane
Source: RefSeq, a predicted model, not a curated record